GGAUUUCAUGUCCGCCACGGACACCAGUGAAAAACAAAAAUUAUUUGAAAAAAGUUCAGCGCACUGUCUUGUGGGGUUCAGAUGACCCCACUCCCAACGUCAAUAUACCAAGAAUAGGACAAAUAAUUUUGAAAUGGCUUUCUUUUGAUGGAUUUGUUGUGAUUAUAAUCCUGGUCUUUAUCUUUUUUUGCAAAAAACUGAGAAGUAAAUGGUGAUUUCUAGUAUUUUAAUUUUCUAAAGAUCCUGCGUUUGUAGGUUUUAUGAGCUUUAACCCCAAUUUAUGUAAAAAUAAACAAAUACUUGAAAUCAAUUAAAACGUAAGCCCUCAAGUAAAAGUUCCAUUUCAUUGCGAAAAUUAAUACAUUUUUUGACGAUAUUCUAUUUUUAUUUCUUUAGUUUUUUUUUCAAUCAAAUAAUCUAUUGGUUCCCUUUAAUAUUUUAUUUUUUUGUUUUAUUUGCUUGAAAUAAAUCUAUUUCAAUCCAUUCAAUUUCACGUUAAUGUGUUGAAUUUCUGAUGAAAAACGUUUAGUACAAAAUCCCAGCUUGGUUAAACUGAAUUAGAGUAACCACAAGAAGUGGGGUUGCCAUCCCAUGCCCCCCCACCAUGGCGAUCAUCUGCAUGCGCUCGUGCCCUUCCACCUGCUGAUGAUGCUCACGCUGCGCUGCCGCAGGAGGCGCGCGGACGUCACUCCGUCGCAACGCGGAAGGAGGAAAGAGGCUCCACGUCACGUAGGUGUACUUGCGUCUGUGCAACACCAGGUGCUACCUCAGUACUGUGCCUCAGUACACCCUCAUGUCGGUUUUUAAGAACUUCUCCGAGUUCGCGGUGAACAGACUUUGAAGGCUUUUUUUGCACUGAAGCUUCUCCUCGGCAGAGACACCCUUUAAAGAGUGCCUGAUUCUACAUCUCGAUGGGGGAAUCAGGCUCACGCCGUUCCACUCUUGUGUCCCGCCUGCCAAUCUUCCGCCGCAGCAACAGUAAAAGGCAAGAGUCUCUCCCGUCUUCUCCAUCUUCAGGCGGUGUUGGAAAUGGCGUCCACACGUCCUCGCCCUCCAGCACCAACUCCAGUUCUGGCAGCACUGGGAAACGCAGGAGCCUUUUCCGUACGCCGUCUCUCGGUUUCACCUCUAAGCGGAACAAUGAUCCACCUGUCCAACCCAUCAACCUGAACCUUCCACAGCCGCAGACACAGACUACUGACGCAAAUGGAAAUAACCAGCCGACAGUAACGCCAUCAGCGUCAACACGGUUUAACGACGGCGGUGGGCGCCCUAAGUCCCGCCAUUCAUUUGGAUUUGGCAGCCACAAGCAAAAGAAAAUCCCCCGUUCUCAGACUGAAGACUUUGAUAAAGCUUCUUCAUCAUCCUCCUCAGCCAAUCGCAAUGUUUUCAUCAACUGCAUCAGCAGCUCAGGGACCAACGAAGGCGACGACUCUGGGUUCCUGGACGACUACAGUGGGGGCAGCAAUAACAACCGUCGAUCCUCUCGCCAGAAAAAACAACUUCUACCAAAGUCUUUCUCAGCCCACCAUCGCUUCUCCCGCACAUCUGAUCACCACAGACCACCUGAAGUCAAUCUAGAACCGUCGAGCUCCACCACCGUGGCUCCAGGGACAGGAGGGCUGACUCCAGGGUCGUGGCCUGGUGAACUGAUUGGUCCGGGUGGUGAGAGCUCUCUACAGUCUCCAAUGAUAUCAGAAGAUCGAACGACAGCUAUCACCCCGUCAGAGUUCGUUCCUGCCACAGAAGACUCUGUAUCCGAGGUGGACGCACUGCCUGCUCCCAGCCCUGGAUCUGCUGUAACCUCUGUUCCAGAUUGUGAGCCUGCACUGCCCGCUGACCCCGCUUCACCAGAACCCCCGCCUGCUCAAGAGAACAUCAGUGCAGCUGUCACUACCUCACAGGUUUUCUUCAGUCCAGUCCAGUCCAGCACUGAGAAACCAUUGCUCCCAGACACCAGCACAGCCAACAACACAGACUAUGACACCGCCGUUUCCCUCUCAGAGCCAGAAACAGCAGUGCCCUGCCUCCCUCUGCAGGAGCAGUCACAGGAGGAGCGAGAGGAGAGGGAAGAGGAAAGGCAGGAGGCACAGAAAGAGGAGCUCACAGAGAACAAGAGCGAUUUGGUGAAUGAGAGAAAGCCUUGCCUUCUCAGCGAGACCACAAGUGAAAGCGAGGCAAAUGUGGCACGCAGUGAGGGGUGCCACUCUAACCCGGAGAGACCUGAAAGGAGAGCCAGAACCUCACAUUCUUUUCAAGAGAGGGGAAGCUUUUGUGGCUGCCAUGAACCCAGAGCCUCUCACUUGAGGAAACCGCACGCAGCUUCUUUGUGUAGCAGUGCCAGCCCAUACCACGAGGUGAUGCGAAUGGAAAGGCGUUUGCGCUCCUCAUCUGAGGGGGCUGGUGGGCCGCGUAUCCAUGGAAACCAAAGCGAUGCUCCGGGCAUGGAGGGAUGCGGUUUACUCAAACACAGAAACAACUCCUCAUCGUCUAAAAUGGGAAGUCUGGAUGUUCUGAACAACCUGGGUUCAUCAGAACUGGAUGAGGAUGAUCUCAUGUUAGACCUUGAUUACUCUGACGAUCAGAGACAUCGCCAUGUAUCUAGAGAAGACUCCAGCCAGUCCCUGACCUCUUGUCUCAACCUUCUGCCAUCUCCCAUGGAUGCAUCGGGGGACCGAAUUCCAGGCAAAGAAGGCAAUCAAAGGGAACCCAGCCGACCAACCAGUCUGCUGCCUGCUGAGUGGAGCAUGGGGCUUGGUCUCAGUAAAGAAGAGGAACUCUUACCGUCAGGACUGGAGGCCCUUCCAUUCAGACUAAUGCAACAGGACUGCACUGCUGUCAAGACCCUGCUUUUAAGACUCCGACGGACACUCCAGGAGAGCACCGAGACGAGUCCUGCCAGCAGCCUUCAGUCUUUACCAAUCAGCCCAUGCAGUGAAAAAUCACUCCCGUUUAAGGAUCUCAACAGAGAGGAGGUCUUGCUGCAACAACUGAGGGAGAAAGAUGAGCUGAUUAUCAGACUGCAGAAUGAACUGGAGAGUGCCAAAGCCGCCCUGAAGAUGAAAGACUGCCAAAUGACUGAUCGCACAACGCAGACAGAACACAUGGGACCAGAGCUCAGCCAUCCAGGGCGGUGGUCAGGUCUAGGCAACAGCAGCAGCCUGGCUCCAAGGGACCGAAGAGUGGUACGAGCUGUGGGGCCAGCACUCGGAGGGGACCUCGCUAACCAGCACCACCUGUGUCACUACACGCCGCUGCAUGGGCGACCUACUGCCUCCGAGAGGCACACUGCCAGAGAAGAGCGCCACAGCCAACCAGCCCUGACACAGUCUGCAGUCCGCAACCCUGUCCUGAAUUUUGCUCCCGGUCCCUCCAAACUGUCCACUGCCCAAGCAUCCCCCACGACAUCACCUCAGCUUCAAGCUUUCCAAUCCAGCCCAAACCAGCUCCCCGAGUCUAACAACACUGCUCCACCUCUAUGCUCUAAGCAGCCUGAAGCCGUGUCCUCCUCCUCUGAAUCCUUAACCCCAGAAAAAGGACCAGGAGGAUCGAAUGUGUCCGGUGUUAGGAGAGGAGGUGGAGAUCACCUUCCACCAAGCCAUAUUCCACGAUCAGUUGGAGCCAGCACCUCUUCAAGCCUCCAUAGUCUCACCAGUAAGGGUAGUCCUUCCCAAUCCCAGAGCACACUGUCAACGGACCAAGUGUCCAUCUCAACUUCUAAUCCUUCCUCGGCAGCGUCAUCUUCCUCAUUCACAGGGCGUUUAGGACAACCCCCCAGAGGUCCUUUGUCUCUGCACAGCUACAGCCGUAAAAAUGUCUUCCUCCAACAUUCCCUUCAUACAGCAGAAUUACAAGCUCUGACACAGAGAGACAGUUGAAGGUACACACAUGUAUUAUAAAUUAAUGACAUUUGAACUUGAGGAAAACUGUUGUUUUAUGCUUCCUCUUCAAUCCUAUAAGAAAAAGGAAAGAAAAAACAAAAACAAUGUAGAUCUGCCCCUUACCAUCACAUUUUGUAGCCCUGACCAGCUUUCAGCUUACUUUUUUCAAACAUUCACUCGGUUUAGCACACACACACACACUUCUGGCUGUGAGAAUGAAAAAAGGCAAUCACUCGUCUAUCACAGCUCCCACGUUGUGUCAUGCUGACAGUUCAGAUGAGCUUACGCCCACACACACACACAAAGUGCACACAGACUUGCAAGCACUUAUCUGUGCACAGAAACACAAAUGAAGCCGUGCACACUCAGCACCGCAUCAUCUGUAAUAUCUCUGCUUUACCAUCUGCACAAAUAACACGGUGUUAAAACUCAAUGAACAGAUGAGGUGUAUGCAUGUUAAAAAAAUCAUUUUUUACCCAUUUGAUCAUUUUAACAAUGAGCCCAGAGAGCUUAAUUUGCGCCUGCGGUAAUAUGUUAUCCUUUCAACAGUCCUGCUUUAGAUCAAAUCCAGAUUAGGAGAUUCUCUGCUGUCCUCUUUUCAUUUGUGUUGUUGGGAAAGAUUUGGGAAACAAAACACACGAACACUAAAAAAAAGCCCUCCUAUUUAGCUCUCAGUUUGGAAAAUGAAGUAGAUUAAAAAUAUAAAAAAACAGUCAUGUGCAACAAUUGGUACAGUUUUUUUUAAUCUGAUUUAUAUUUCUAAACAUGAAAAAAAGGAAUUUGGCUGUAGUAAAAGUUAAGAUAAGACGAGCAUAAAGAAACGUAAACAUAUAUAUUUCUACGGUCUGAUUUUUUUAAUUAGAAAAAAAAUAAGUGUUAAAUGGACCUUUUUAAAAUCAGAAAUUGAAUGUAUAAAAAUCAAGAGUAUACAAAGAGUAAAUUUUUUUCUUUUUUUGCCAUUUCCUUCACACUUUUGAUGGUGCGAUCCAUUGUUCUAUUGCUAAAUUUGAAACCUUUAUUUAGCAGUCAGAAGGCCUCACACUAACAAUUGAAAAUAUUCUAGACCUGAAGAGGUUCAUGGUUGACUCAGUGACUAAAAGGAGCCCAG
Messenger RNA from Oryzias melastigma (Indian medaka), 4989 nucleotides. It is a transcript of the gene ccser1, whose product is annotated as coiled-coil serine-rich protein 1. NCBI's taxonomy places the organism in Eukaryota, Metazoa, Chordata, Actinopteri, Beloniformes, Adrianichthyidae. Bases 912 to 3878 code for a protein of 988 amino acids. The transcript is spliced from 11 exons. The record is from RefSeq and is a predicted model, not a curated record.